This is a messenger RNA of Glycine soja, 874 nucleotides long. RefSeq names its product LOB domain-containing protein 39-like. The record is from RefSeq and is a predicted model, not a curated record. The transcript has 2 exons. NCBI's taxonomy places the organism in Eukaryota, Viridiplantae, Streptophyta, Magnoliopsida, Fabales, Fabaceae. Gene Ontology annotation, biological process: regulation of gene expression. Bases 220 to 735 code for a protein of 171 amino acids.
UUGAUGUAUUAUUAUAGAGAGAGAAAAAAGCCACCGUCAAACUCAAACUCAAACUCAACCCAAGUUAUUCCUUAACUUAACUCUACCACCUUUUUUCCUUUGCCCUCCUCACUCCUACAAAUAAAGUACUGACACAAAACACGAUUCUUCUCCUCAAACUUGGAACAAAACGAAAACCAAUCACAACAACGUAGUAAAACUCAAAACCAGGAAAUUAAUAUGAGCUGCAACGGUUGCCGUGUGCUCCGGAAGGGGUGCAGCGACACAUGCCCUCUGAGGUCGUGCCUGCAGUGGAUCGAAUCUUCGGAGUCACAACGACACGCCACUCUCUUCCUCGCUAAGUUCUUUGGCCGUAGCGACCUAAUGUCCUUCAUUUCCUCCGUCCCCGAAACCAAAAGGCCUGCAUUGUUUCAGUCUCUGCUAUUUGAAGGGUGCGGGCGAACGGUAAAUCCGGUGAACGGAGCCGUGGGACUUCUGUGGAGCGGAAACUGGCACGUGUGCCAGGCCGCUGUCCAGACGGUGCUCUCCGGAGGCGUUCUUCGCCCGUUGGCGGAGACAUUCACCGGAGAUUCCGAUGACACGCGCUAUCAUUUACGGCCAUUAACACUCAUGCAUGACGUGAGAGAGAUGAAUGACAACUCAAGUUUGAUGAAUAGAGUCAAUAGACCACAAGAAUCGGAGAUGGCAAGUUACGACGGCCACAAGAAAAAUCAGAUUUUAAAUUUGUUCAUGUAAGACCAUAUUAUGCGUUAUAUUAUGACAUGUUACUAUAUAUUAAAAAUAUGACAUGAUAAAUAGACUUGGCGAGGUGAAGGUGGAUUGUGCAAAGGAAUCAACACAUUUGCUACGAAAUUGUAGUUUUUUGUUUUUUUUU